UAUUUAUGUUACGGCUUUUUGAAAUUAUAGUUCAGUUUGUUUCUGCCAAUUUUCUUGCUAUCAUUCUAAUCGCCAGCGAUAUCAUUAGGAACACUGUCUCCCGCAACCAAUGAGUAGUCCUGCGCGUGUAACAUCACGGUACCAUUACCAUUAUUAGUAGUCCUACGGAAUGUCAUAAUUCUUGCGCCCAAGCUCCUGAAUCGAGCCGUUUCAUAGACCCGAUACUCUCAUCAUCCCAGCGAUGGAGGUCUUUAAAAUGCGACCAAUAAAUGAAGAGGACGAAGAAAAACUGCAGAAUAUCCAACCUUGCGUUUCGUCCGAACUGCUGCCGGAGGACCACCUGAUCACGUUGAAGACCAUGGGAUACCAGCCACUGCUCCUGAUUGACAACUUCGAUAAAAUGUUGGCUGGCCUAGCCGAGCUGGAAGUAUCCGAAGACGUCGUCUACCUCGGCCUCCUGUCGGUCCCGAAAGGCAUUCACGUCUGGAACGACAUCUCUGAGCUCUGCAGACUCUGCGUGGAGAGGCGCCCUAGUUACAACAUGUUCAUACGAAUCAUCGAAGAAAUGAACCAGACGGGAUAUUUUGCCAGCAGCUUUCCCAUAAGGAGCGAAGUCACCUUACAGCAGGCCGUGGCGCAGAGAAUUGAAGCGAACAGGCUGGUGGUCCGCGUACCAGGAGUGGCUGUGGUCGACCUGACGCAAGACCACCUGCGAGACGUCGUCGCCUAUGACGAAGUGAUCAUGAGUUAUAAGCGCUUUAAUUACAUCAAUACUCUGACUCGUGACUCCAGGACACUGACAAAGUUGGCUUUUGAGCAGAACGCCAUCUGCGGGUUUGUGAUCCUACAGCAGCUAGCAGACGGGCGUGCCCUUGCGGAACACCUGGUUGCCGACGAUAGGCACGUUGCGAAGCUCUUGCUGAAGAAGGCCAUGGACGAGUUCCCUCCCGCGAAGAUGGGCAUUAUCCUCGUCAUACCCCGCCGGCCACGGGAAGAAUCAGUCAACUUCGCCGAUGACUUGCAGGUUACGGUAGAGAGGCGCUCAAGUCUGGCCUAUUCUCGCUAUUCCGUGCGCUACAGAUACCAGAAGAUAUUUUCUAUAGCUGAAUUUGUUUGAUGCUUUAUCUACAAAGAAGUUUGAUGAAUGAAAUGACGUUCCUCCUCUUG
Ornithodoros turicata is the source of this 1167-nucleotide messenger RNA. RefSeq lists its product as uncharacterized. The transcript has 3 exons. The record is from RefSeq and is a predicted model, not a curated record. Bases 242 to 1117 code for a protein of 291 amino acids. NCBI's taxonomy places the organism in Eukaryota, Metazoa, Arthropoda, Arachnida, Ixodida, Argasidae.